Messenger RNA from Theileria orientalis strain Shintoku, 1092 nucleotides. RefSeq lists its product as hypothetical. The coding region runs from base 1 to 1092 and encodes 363 amino acids. The transcript has a single exon. The record is from RefSeq and is a predicted model, not a curated record. Lineage: Eukaryota; Apicomplexa; Aconoidasida; Piroplasmida; Theileriidae.
AUGCUCGAGAAUGAAGAAAAUACAUUUAUAUAUAUUCAGGACGAAAACUCAUUGGAAUCUGAUUUGAUCAAAACUAAAUAUAAAAGAGAACAGAUAAACUCGCAGUAUAGUUUUGACAGAUCAACCCCGAGACUUUCAUACUCGAACACAGUGAGCCCAUCCAGUAAAAAUUAUAUUGACACCAGCCACUCGAUACCGAGUAGACUUGAGAGCGUAUACGAAGGUAGGAGCUCAACUGCAGUGUCAAGCAAAACCCAGAACUGCAGAGGAUAUUUGGACGUAAAUAACAGUAGAGUGCCAGGAGGAAGAAGUUAUACAAGCGCCUCAAAAACAAACACAGGAAGAUCAAGCACGUGCAACGUUACAAUCCCCUGUGAAUCAGUUAAAAACACAAAAGCGCACCUACCAAAAAAGAAUAUAAUCAGCACAUCAACGUCAAGCACAGUCAUAAAAAACAGUGAUUACUUCGGAAAACCGUCUAAAAGUAAAAGGGAGCAAAGACAGAAUAAAAGCGUAAUAGACCUGGAAUCGCAAAAAACAAUGGAAACCAGUGUUGAUACAGAAAGCAUAAUCUCGAAAGUAGGAAGAGACGUGCUACUGGCACCAGAGUUCGCGUCAGACGAGAGAACAAGGAAGUUUUUGUCACUGUUCAGGGAACUAUACGUGGCAAUAAUAGGAUGCCAGCUAGUAUACGUGCUGACAACACUACUGUUCGGAAACGCAGCACUAUCAAUCAUAGUGACGCUGCUGCUCAUACAAAGCUGCUUCUGCCACGCAGACGGAAGGCCGAUGGCGUACCUGGUUAACGGCCUGCUGUCGCUGGCAAUAGGAAUCACAGUGAUCGUGGCACUGGCGCAGGACGUCGCAGGACUGGAGCCGUUCAGAACGGAGCCAGUGCUGAAGACGCUGUCGUACGUGUACAUCCCACUGUGCUUCCUCUUCACGCUCCUCUCAGUGUUCCUGGCCCUGGGCUUCAGGAGACUGCACCAGAACGAGAGGAAGGCAAUAGUUAACGCGGCGAACAACCUCCUGGGCAAGGAGUACUUCGUGGACCAGAAGAGCCUGCUGAUAUCUAAGCGCUCAACCAUGUAA